GUUAAAUAACUACGAAAUGUUUUAUCUUUAAAUAAACUCGAACCAAAGCAUAUAACAUAGGAAACAAGCUCUCAUGUUUAUGAAUAUUUAUUGUAUUGGCUUCAAAUGGAUAUAAAAAGUUAAGUACUUACUAUUUGUAAUGAAAUAAGUUAUCAAUAAACUAUGACAGUAGUUAUAAUUGCGGAUAUUUUACAUGAAAUAAAUUAACGGGUUGAUGAGGAAGUUUGAGUUUCGAAACCGGACCGGAAGAAGAUAUUUUUAGUAUUUUUUUUCUUCACUUCCUGUUUGUAAUUUUUUCUACAAGAUGUCUGUUCGCACGUUCAACUUCAAUGUUGGUGUGUUGGGGCACGUGGACAGUGGCAAAACAAGUCUGUCGAAAAUAUUAAGUACGACAGCCAGCACUGCUUGCUUUGAUAAAAAUCCCCAGAGUAAAGAGCGUGGAAUUACUUUAGAUUUGGGUUUCUCUUCUGCUGUUGUCGAUAUUCCCUCACACCUUGCUGAAUUGACUUCUAAAUAUGAGCGGCUUCAGUUUACUUUUGUUGACUGCCCAGGUCACGCUUCUCUCAUUCGCACCAUUAUUGGCGGUGCCCAGAUUAUUGACCUUAUGAUUUUGGUUGUUGACAUCACUAAAGGAAUUCAAACUCAAACUGCUGAGUGUCUUGUUGUUGGAGAGAUUGCCUGUGAGAAAAUGGUGGUUGUACUUAAUAAGACAGAUUUGUUGCCACCGGCUAAAAAGGCUGCUACAAUUGAAAAAAUGACAAAGCGAUUACUGAAAACCUUGGAGUCUACAAAGUUUGCUAAAGCCCCAAUAAUUGCAGUGUCUGCUAAUCCAGGAGGAACUGAGACUGGAGAUACUUCAAAAUCAGAGGGAAUUGUGGAGUUGCUGGAAACCCUAAAGAAAUACACUUAUAUACCAGAGCGAAACCUUACUGGACCCUUUAUUUUUUCUGUUGACCAUUGCUUUACAAUUCGAGGACAAGGAACUGUGAUGACUGGAACAGUACUCAAUGGCAGUGUCUCUAUUAAUGAGACCAUUGAAAUCCCAUCUCUGAAAGUGACCAAGAAUGUUAAAUCUAUGCAAAUGUUUCAUUUACCUGUUGAGAAAGUUGUUCAGGGUGACCGGGCUGGUAUUUGUGUGACACAGUUUGAUCCUAAACACCUUGAGCGUGGCCUUGUGUGUUCUCCAGGUUCCUUACCUACUAUUUAUGCUGGAAUAAUCUUUGUAAAGAAGACCCCUUACUACAAAGGAACCGUAUCCACUAAUGCCAAGUUCCAUAUAACCAUGGGUCAUGAAACUAUCAUGGCCCAUGUCACAUUUUUUGGCACUGAAAGUGCUUCUGAACAAGAUACUACUUUAGAUCUUUCAAAAGAAUAUAAUUACCAAGAAGAAUUAUUAGAAAAGCAACCCCACCAGACCAAUCUCUGCCAAUAUGCUCUCUUGGAAUUUGAAAAACCCAUUACUUGUUUGGCAUCCUGUCUAGUGAUUGGCUCCAAACUCGACAGUGAUAUCAAUGCCAAUGUGUGCCGGAUUGCAUUCCAUGGACAGCUAUUAACUUAUUACACUGACUCAAAGUACAAAGAGAAUAAACUAUCAGAACUGAAGAUAUUUAAAAUCAAGUCCAGGGAAGGUAGGGUCGAACGAGUUACUGAUGCUCAUUCACUAAUUGGCAAGGAUUUAUUCAAGAAAGAAACAAAUAUACAAGCCUUUGCCAACCUCAAAGUAACAUUAUCAAGUGGUGAGAAUGGAAUUAUUGAGGGCAGUUUUGGUCAAAGUGGCAAAGUAAAAAUCCGUAUUCCAAAUGGUUUGAGUGAGGAAGUCCUUCAGAGAUAUUCUAGUUCAAAGAAGAAGGGAAAAACUGCUGAGGCUGUUUCACCUGGAGCCGAUCAAGAACCAGUGAAGAUAAUUUUAUCAUUUAAACGAUAUAUUUUUGAUCCAAAGAAAAAAAUGAUACAGUCAUGACAGGAAGGAUAAAGUGUCUUCUAGAGGGAUUUGUUUAUGUUUGUGUGAAUUUUCUCCAGCAAUGCUUUUACAUCUACUUUUAAAAAUAUGUUAGGCACUAUUCCUCAACCUCACACCCAGUGUUCACUUUGGAUUUUUGCUGAGUGAUAUCUUUUGAGGAAAUGAGGUUGGUAAUGGGGUCUGGUGUCAGAAAUAAUGGUUCAGUUAUUGAAUUUUUUUUGGUGAAGCAGUAAAGAAUAACGAUGGCUGUGGAAUUGGUAUAUAUUUGCUAGUUGAGAAGAGCAAGAACUACUUUAUCAACAGUAAAAGAGAUGGGAAGAUGAUGGUACUGUUGUUGUUUUUUGUUUGCGUGUAUGUGUGUGUGUGUUUUGACAGGUGUAUAAUGUAUAUUUGCAGUGUUGCUGCUUUGUUUCAAAUAGAAUGUGAUAUGCAGAUGCAGUUGAGCUUUGUUGAAGGUGAGCAAUUGAUUAUAGCCAGAAUAUUUUCUGUUACUAGAGAGGAAGCUUAGUCUUUAAGAUGCAGUUUUUUAACUGUUAUUGAUUUGUAGUUGCUGUGAGAGAUAAUCAGGUUGAGAAAGUUUGUUAUGGGUUUUAGUUGAGGGUUUGAGAAAGUCUAGUUUUAUAUUUCCUUUAGCUGUAUAUUGAUGAUGUUAGAGGACAGUAAGAUGCAAAGUUCCUAUCUGAAAGAUGUUUGCAAGGCUUUUAUUCAUGGGACAGUGGUACAUGUCUUUUAGUUUUGAUAUGGAUGAUGUGUGUUCAAAAGGCUUUUGAGGAGUGAAAUGAGGGGUUUGUCACAAUAUGAGUAUGUUUCAACUGGAGAUAAUGCUGAUUGAUCUUAUAAGAUACUACUAAAGUGAUAGAGGGUAGGAUUCUUGUUGAUCUGACUCCACACAGAACAUAUAUACAUCUAUUUUCUCCACUGCCUGCAGUAGCUUUAUCACACACAUCUUCAUUAAACCUUGCUUCUGUUGCCAUGUACACAUUCUUGGUCUCAGCAUCAUUUCACAUCAUUUUCAAGUAUAAUUCUAUCCUUUAAUGUUCUCAUGUUACUUCAACAAUUCAUUAUUUUUCUUCAUCCAAGUGUCUUAUGUGCUGCAACGUUCACCCCAUCAAUAACAAACAGGAUUACUUAAGGCUCUUUAUUUGUAUCUUCUACCAUUUAUUCUUCUUUACUGCUUCAAUCCAGAACUUUCCUUGUUUGGCAGUCUUAACAUUGAACUUAAAGAUUGCUUGGAAACAAAACCCACAAAUUCUGUUGAUCCAUCCAUCCAGUCUCUGAUUCUGUCCAUACUUCUGAUAAACGUUAUAUGCUGCUCCUAUAAUCAUUCUGAGGAAUCAAUCUUUCUCAAACUCUGAGCAAACCAGGCUUGGGCUUUGUUUCCUUCACAGAGAGACUAAUUUCAAGGUACACAUCAACACCAAAUGUUUCCUUUGUCAGAACUAUCUGAAAGCAUUCUUCCACAGCAGGAAACUGGAAUGCCUGACAGGACAACUUUACAGACAAAUUUUCACUUUCCUCAUAUCUUUGUUAAGCAGUCAAUAUCUGUAAAAGUUGGUGGACUUGUUUGUAAACAAGUGCUAUAGUAAUCUGAAUUUGUUCAAUUUCAAAAAAUAACCCAAGUAUUGCAAUAUUCACACAUCUGAAAUUGCUGCACCUUGCAACUGAGAUAAUAUUGGCCUCAAACUAAGCAAUAAAAAUGGUACUAUGUUGGUCUGGCAAAUUGACCUACUGGAAAGAAGCCUUACAUUACCUUCACAACCUAUUCUUCUAUUUGAAAUUAUCUAAGAUUAAACCAGAAGCUAAUAUUGGGAUUUUUCCUGUUUGGCUGCACCUGUGGAAAUUUCAAAGAUUGUUGAAAAAUUUAAAAUUUGGUGUAUUGAUGUAAUUUUCUAUAUUUUUCUCAGGAGAUAUUUCACUUUUUCCAGAAAAUUUAUUUUAAAAAAAUUGUAGAGGUUUAAAGUUUGAUCAUUUUUACCCAGUUAGAAAAAAGGAUUUGGAAACUGUCAUUUUGUGUGUUGUAAACUGUAAACAAAUGAAAUAUUGGCAGAAUUCUGCUUUAUGCACACUAUAUAACCCCUUAUAACUUAUGUUUUGGGAAUUUUAAGAAAAUUUUAAAAACAAAAAAAAUUGGAGGCGUGUGAUUUAAGGCCUGUUCAGCUGUUAUUUUUACAUCUCAUGACCACUUUAAUGCAUAGAAUAUAUGUCAACACAUGUACUUUCCUGCAGACAAGAGUUCAUGCUUGACUCAUUACUAUGGAAACAGGCAUGAAUGUGUCUGUAGCAUACUGUCUAAAGUUACCUAAAACUUGCAAACUUUAAAAGCUGUUUACUCUUUAUUUACUGAUCUAUGACGAAAAUGAAUUUUAUGACAAUGAUUAGCAUACAAAACAACACCAUUACACCAAAUAUGAAGUCAAUGGGAACAGAAACUGUAAAGUGGCAGCCAAACAGAAAAGAUCCAAUAUUGUAACAGUUCAAAAUGUAACCUCUUCUGAUCUGCUUCCACUAUGCAAUCUAAAGUAAAUCCUUGGUCAUCUCUCCAUAAUUAAAUCCAAUCUUGCUGACUUAUAUAGUUAAACUCAUCCUAAAUUGCUUCCUCUUUCAUUACUUGUACCAUUAGAGUUAUUACAGAUACCAAGCUAGAGUCCAGUUAUGUUAAUCUUUUUGGAGGCUAUACUGACGUACAGAUUUUCACCUUGCUCACUGUGUUGGCACUAUUUCACUUACCUCAGUUAAACUGAAGUGCUUUAUCUCAUAUGUCAUCUCUUCAUGCAUUAGAAUUCAUUUCCUACUCUAUCCAGUACUUCUAUCAACAGUAUCCACUUCCAGCUACUAAUGCUAUUGUUAUUUCCCUUCCUUGUAUCUACACAGAAUACAUUUAAAGAUGCACAGCAUCUUAUGUGGCUAAAAGUUAACAUUCUGCAACGUCUAUUAGUAGCAUUCUCAGCAUUGUUUACACCACAGUUCAUAUUAUAACCACCACUUCCACCACAAAUAACAUAGCCACACUGCAACUCUAAGUGCUCUAGUUAACUAUUUCUCAAAAUUGAGCCUCCAAAAACUACACAAAAUACGCACCUUCUACUUUCACCAUGAUUUUCAUUGCUUCUUUCCAUCAUUAGUGAUGUUCUUGUCAGAACCAAAUGCACACACACAGCACUCUUAAAACUUGAUUCCAGAUGUUUUUUUUAACUUUAAGACUAGCUACACAACAGACCUUGCUUGCUAGUUGAGCAGAACCUGUUUAUGAAGUAAUUUAAUUUCAAUGAUGUUAGAGAGAAAACUCUAGCACUUUUUCUCACAUUUCUUUCUGAGAUCUUUGGAUGACUAGUCUGUCUUUACUAUUAAGGCUAGUGACUAAAGGUAAUUCAAAAUGAUUUCCUAUUGAUGAUUGGAAAAUAUCUAAUUUGGUGCAAUGCAGUUUUAUUUCAAGUGUUGUUACCGACUCUAAGAGUAUAUAUUACCAAUGAAAUAUUGUUUUCAGCUUGUAAAAUCAAAUUCCAAUUUGAUAUCUAUGAAAAUAUCAGUUAACAUAUUUGAAUAAUAUUGAAAAAAGUUGCUUUCAUCUCUAUCCCUUGUAUGAACCUGUCCAGACACAGAAGAGUUGCAAUGACUGAGCAAAUUAAGUUAUAUGAAUCUAUGUGAUCACUGUAGUACUGUACUAAUCCCUACCACCAUUUGACUGAGAUUAAUAGAGAAUAGGUUAAGAUGGAGCUCCAAACUAACUAGAUAAUAAUUUGGUUUGUUUCAGUGCUGAAAUCAAAUUCUCUCAUACAAAGAAAUAUACUCAAAACAUAGGCAUAAUCAUAUUUUACACAAUAUUUAUCCAUAUUUUCAAAUGGUUUUUUCAUUGCAAAUUUAUAAGGAAAAAAUAUCUUUAUAUAAUGCUUUAUUUACAAGUUUUACAUACUCUCUCAAAUAUUUCAAAGUCAAUCAAUUAGAAAUUUCAAACAAAAUACUUUCUUACAUAUUUUGGAGAAAGGAAAUAGAGAAUUAGUGAUGUCAAUGCCUGUUCUAUUAACUGGAAAUAAAAAUAAUUGCAACAAAACUCAUUACACUGAGAACUUAACACUGCAUCAAGGCAGCAGUCUUUGAUUUAGAAGGGUCCUAAAACAGAUUUUUGUUUAGUAUUACUUUCCCUUAUUUAAGAUUACAUCCCAUAAAACCUUAAUGGCUAUAGUAUUACUUCACAGGUGUUAAAAGUAAAACAGUCAAACACUGGAAGAACAGAUUUGUCUGGUGAAAUAAAGUGGGGUUGGGUUACAUUCCUUUUUUUUUUUAAGGAAUCUCUGCUGGUUUAAAUACUCUUUGUAUUUCUUUGCUUCUACAUUCCUACAAACUUUAUAUGAUUUUUAAGUUUUCAAAGAAAAAAAAAUCUUAAUUAAAAAACAAAUCUUUGUAAUGACUUUGCAUUCCCAAAAAUUCUACAGAAAUUUUGUUUUUAAACUACGAAAUAUUUGACACCAGAUUUGAACAGAGUUAAAGUAAGAAUGACAAUAUCUAAAUAAGUCAGUUUUUCAUUUUCAAAUCAAGUCAGCUCAUAGAGCUGGUGAGGAGGCAAUUUUCAUGCCUUUUUUCCAAAGGCAUCUUGUAAAAUAACCAUAAAUGUUCACUCUAUACACAUUCACAGUGAAUAUCGAAGAAGUAAAAAAAAAAAACAUCAAAAAACAAACAAACAAAUCCUGUUUUAAUAUCAACAUUCCUGCAACAUCUAAAUCCAAUACUCCAGACUU
This is a messenger RNA of Octopus bimaculoides (California two-spot octopus), 6693 nucleotides long. Its product is annotated as selenocysteine-specific elongation factor. Gene Ontology annotation, molecular function: GTP binding; GTPase activity; translation elongation factor activity. NCBI's taxonomy places the organism in Eukaryota, Metazoa, Mollusca, Cephalopoda, Octopoda, Octopodidae. Gene Ontology annotation, biological process: selenocysteine incorporation. The record is from RefSeq and is a predicted model, not a curated record.